Fragaria vesca subsp. vesca is the source of this 660-nucleotide messenger RNA. Its product is annotated as DNA-directed RNA polymerase II subunit RPB4-like. Gene Ontology annotation, biological process: mRNA export from nucleus in response to heat stress; nuclear-transcribed mRNA catabolic process, deadenylation-dependent decay; positive regulation of translational initiation. The transcript is spliced from 6 exons. Bases 85 to 501 code for a protein of 138 amino acids. Lineage: Eukaryota; Viridiplantae; Streptophyta; Magnoliopsida; Rosales; Rosaceae. Gene Ontology annotation, cellular component: P-body; RNA polymerase II, core complex. The record is from RefSeq and is a predicted model, not a curated record. Gene Ontology annotation, molecular function: translation initiation factor binding; nucleotide binding.
GAAUUGAAAUUCCCUUGGACCUGAAAAAGAGGGUUCCAAAUUCCAGUCUAGGUAUCCGUCACCGUCUCUGCUCGCUCGUUAAACAUGUCCGGCGAAGAGGAAGAGAACGCCGCCGAGCUCAAAAUCGGAGACGAGUUUCUCAAGGCCAAGUGUUUGAUGAACUGCGAGGUUUCUCUGAUUCUUGAGCACAAGUUCGAGCAGCUUCAGCAGAUGUCUGAUGAUCCCAGGAACCAAGUCUCCCAGGUGUUUGAGAAGUCUCUACAGUAUGUGAAGCGAUUUAGCCGGUAUAAGAAUGCUGAUGCUGUGAAGCAAGUGAGAGAAAUCCUCAGUAGAUAUCAGUUGACUGAGUUUGAGCUUUGUGUGCUUGGGAAUCUCUGCCCUGAAACUGUUGAGGAGGCCAUUGCUAUGGUACCAUCUAUAAAGGCAAAAGGACGGGUGCAUGAUGAUGAGGUGAUUGACAAAAUGUUGAAUGACAUUGCAAUGAUCAAGAAAUUUGAUUAGAGGCUUAUACUUCUGUCCUAUGUUUUAUAGCAAUGUAGCUGAAUAUUUGGGUAUUUGGCUAUUGUAAUCUGCCAGUGAAGCAAAACGUUUGAACUCUUGUUUGACCCUUUAUAUGGAUCUUACCUUACUAAUCUUGAAUAUCACUACCUAUUGUUGAAU